GCAUGAUGAGCGGCGAAAUUGACGCGCUCUACAUAUACGACGAGCUCCACAAUCCUCUUGUCGAACAGGUCUAUCGCUCCCGUCCGCCCUCCGCCGCGGCGAUCCUGCCCCUCUAUCAAGCCCAUCCGGCUCCACGCCCGUCCCUCCUCUAUAUACCCGAUGCCUUACCUCCGGUGACAGUGUUCUCGAUCGUUCAGUCGAAUUUGCUUUUUAUAGCGCUCUCGGAAGUGGAUACCGAUCCGCUUCUUGCGUUGGAAUUCUUGCACCGAGCUGUCGAUGUGCUCGAGGAGUUUAUUGGAGCGCCGUUGCUCUCAUCCAAGCUACAAGCAAACUAUGAUGUGGCGGCGCAGCUGCUCAAUGAGAUGUGCGAUGGUGGGAUUGUUUGCAAUACGGAGCUAAAUGCGCUCCAGGAAGUUGUGCAGAUGCCGGGGUGGAUGGGGAAGUUGUUAGGUGGGGUUGGACUGGCUGGCUCAUCGACACCCAUUUUGGGACCUUCCAAUAUCUCCAAGCCAUCGGUGUCGCCCGCCAAUGCGAACCUAGGUCCCGCGAUCCCGUGGAGAAGGCCCGGAGUACGACAUACAUCAAAUGAACUAUACGUGGAUAUUGUUGAAUCGCUGUCGGUGACGAUGGCGCCGUCAGGCCGAUUACUGUCCGCUUUGGUGUCGGGGACCAUAGUCUUCAACGCUAAGGUCUCUGGUGUUCCCGAACUACUUCUCUCUUUGACAGCACCCGGCGGUCAGCAAGGCAUCGCGCGGAAGGUCGAGCUUCCCGUUUUUCACCCAUGUGUCAAGCUUUCAAGGUGGCGGGAACGGCCUGGGGAACUCAACUUUGUGCCUCCGGACGGUCGGUUUAUUCUUGCAGGCUACGAGGUGAACCUUCUCCCAGUGGAUCCAACCCUCGACGAACCCCCGAGCCACAUGGAGAAGCUUUUCUUGCCAGCAUUUGUCGAUAUCCGAAAGUCACUCGGACCGACAGGCUCGGACUUUGAGGUCCGACUCGUGCUCAACACCAACUUCCCCGGGUACUCUUCCUCAAACCGCCCCGGUGUUGGGCGUGCGGGAUCUGGGACGUCAACACCUUCAUUCCUCGGAGGAGGCGGGAACUCCUCAUUACCGGCUCUCGAAGACGUGGUUGUUUCUGUACCCCUCCCAAAAUCAGUUCGGAAUAUAAUCGACAUGCAAGCUAGCCGCGGAGACGCCAUGUUCAUUCCAGGAAGCAAUACCCUUGAGUGGCGAGUUCCGACAAAAGAUGCCGGGACCGUCUCCGGAACCGCAACCUUACGGUGCACAGUCGCAGGCCAUCAGACGAUGGAUGAUGAUGUCGAAGAUGAUGCCGAAGAAGUCGACACAGAGGCCAAUCUUCUCCAAGGCUACUACGACCCCUCUGCGUCCGCCUCUUACCAGGAUCCAGAUGACACCACAAAACGCAAGACAAAGAAGAAAAAGAAGAAGAAAGGGGUUAAAAAAUCAUCCAAAGCGACAGCAGCUUUGGACCCUGACCGUCCGCACUCAUCCCCGGAUCCAUCCCAACCACAGACCCAGAGCUCCACACCCCACCCCUCAUCCCCCGCGCCCCCAAUCGCCCCCACUUCAUCAUCAUCAUCAUCGCCAUUCUCGAUCUUCCAUACCGCCCCUCGCAAAACCAAAUCACAGCUCAAAGCCGGUCUGAUGCCCAGCUCUGCUUCCGUAUCAUUCUCGGUAAAAGGUUGGCUACCCUCAGGAAUCAAAAUAGACAGCUUGAAUAUCGACCCGCGGCGGAGUCGUGGGUUAGGGGAGGGGGUGAAACCAUACAAGGGUGUGAAGUAUAUGUGCGUGAGCCGGAAGGGGGUGGAAAGGAGAGUUUAGGGGAAUUAUGAUACCGCGC
This is a messenger RNA of Aspergillus campestris IBT 28561, 1863 nucleotides long. Its product is annotated as putative AP-3 adaptor complex subunit mu. The record is from RefSeq and is a predicted model, not a curated record. Gene Ontology annotation, biological process: endocytosis; intracellular protein transport. Lineage: Eukaryota; Fungi; Ascomycota; Eurotiomycetes; Eurotiales; Aspergillaceae. Gene Ontology annotation, cellular component: clathrin adaptor complex; cytoplasmic vesicle. The transcript is spliced from 3 exons. The annotation marks the transcript as partial.